AUGAUGAAGCUCACCAAUACCCUUAUUUGUCUGACCCUUGUAGUCCUUGUCACUUGCAGAACCCUCGAGCUGGAGGACGACCAAACAAUUGGGUGGGGCAAAGCAGAGGAGGAUGAGCAAACAAUUGGGUGGGGCAAAACAGAGGAGGAUGACCAAACAAGUGGUUGGGGCCGGGCAGAAGCAGCUGAGGGGAACAUGGGUGGAGGUGCUGAGCUUGCGGAGGGGAAUAUGGGUGGAGGUGCUGAGCUUGCGGAGGGGAACAUGGGUGGAGGUGCUGAGCUUGCGGAGGGGAACAUGGGUGGAGGUGCUGAGCUUGCGGAGGGGAACAUGGGUGGAGGUGCUGAGCUUGCGGAGGGGAACAUGGGUGGAGGUGCUGAGCUUGCGGAGGGGAAUAUGGGUGGAGGUGCUGAGCUUGCGGAGGGGAACAUGGGUGGAGGUGCUGAGCUUGCGGAGGGGAACAUGGGUGGAGGUGCUGAGCUUGCGGAGGGGAAUAUGGGUGGAGGUGCUGAGCUUGCGGAGGAGGAGCAGCACUUUGGUCUUGGAGCAGGAGAGGGAAUAUUUUAA
This is a messenger RNA of Bolinopsis microptera, 564 nucleotides long. Its product is annotated as acanthoscurrin-2-like. The record is from RefSeq and is a predicted model, not a curated record. The transcript has a single exon. The coding region runs from base 1 to 564 and encodes 187 amino acids. NCBI's taxonomy places the organism in Eukaryota, Metazoa, Ctenophora, Tentaculata, Lobata, Bolinopsidae.